ACAGCAAACACUUAUAAACAAAAAUAUUUAAAUAAUUAUUUCUAUAAUUUAUAAUACAUAAAUAAACAAUGGCACACACUGCAGACUACGGCUUAUUGCAAUUCAAAACCUAUGACGACUAUUUGCAGUCCUAUGUGGCAAUCGAGGAUCAACGUUAUUUGUCGAAUACAAGAACACAAAAGAAUUUAGUUAAGCUUGGCUAUAGCAGCAAUGGCCAAUUACACGAGGAGCACGAGUUCUAUAGGCUGAAAGCUAAAGUAUUGGAUCUAAUCAAUCCCAAAGUGCUGGGCAGCCAAAAGUUUGGCAAAUAUCGAAAACAUGGAGAGGAUCCAGUGCUCGAGGCUUUGGCUGCACGCGAGGAAAUGAAUUUAAUACAAAAACUUUCUACCAUAAUAUUUGUGCUCAUACGUCAAACCACUGGCUUCGAUAUCUCCGGCUAUAUCGACUAUGAGAGCAGUUUGCGCCAUUGCAACAUGAAGUCGCGUGGCGCCACCGAUUGGAAGGCCAUCUUUGAGGGCCGCAAGCCGUUGCGACCCAGGCGCAGCGACCUCAGCUACUUGGACUGGCACAACAAGAUCGUCAGCUUCAAUGACAGCGACAACUACGAGACAAUGCAUCAUGGCUCAGCGCUCAUGUUCAAGCACAAAGGCGAUCACAAGAUGAUACCGGUUGAUCUGAAAUUCACUCAUUUUCAUCAGAACGUCAAGCGAACGAUGAUCGAGAGCGAUUUUAUGGGCACUGUAGUUCUAUACGAUCAUAUUGUGCGCAAGCCGGGAGCACUUUGAUUGCGAAACAGACCAAACAUAUUUAUAAUGCAAAUUUGAUAUCAAUCCUCAUCUAUGGAGUAAUAAAAUAAUAUACUUUUCAC
Messenger RNA from Drosophila busckii, 868 nucleotides. Its product is annotated as cilia- and flagella-associated protein 299-like. Bases 69 to 785 code for a protein of 238 amino acids. The record is from RefSeq and is a predicted model, not a curated record. The transcript is spliced from 2 exons. Lineage: Eukaryota; Metazoa; Arthropoda; Insecta; Diptera; Drosophilidae.